UCUAUCUCAAAAAAAAAAAAAAAGUAUUUUUAUCAUCUUUUCUUAAAAAAGACCAAUUUUUUUUUUAACUAUUUUUUUAUGGGGGCAUGGUGAGGUUUGAGUCUUUCGAGUAUUACUAUAAAACAGCUCAAGCAUUUUCAUCUGAUUGAAGGAGCAUAGCAAAGGGAAGCAAAAACCCACCAAAGAAGAUUCACUGCCAAUUUCCAAUCACCGGAAAAACCUGUCCGGAACAAUCUUUGGCAAUGAGUGGCGGCAAGCAAUCUCCGGCACCGCCAUCUUCCUCUUUCAUUUCCUUACGAGGAUCUCUUCUCACUCUCGCCAUUUCCAGCUUAAUCUCCUUCACCUGUUUCUCUUUCAAAUCCAUCCACUUCCAGAACCCUACCCCAGCUCCUCAGGUUUCUGCAAAAAUAGCAGAAGAGACGGAGAGUGGGGUGGAAGAAGUAGAUAAGGAUGUGCUUUCUGAUGUAUACCACUCUCUGGAGGUUUUCAGAUUGAACUACGCGGCGAUGGAGAAGAAUUUUAAAGUGUAUAUAUAUCCCGAUGGAGAUCCCAAAACCUUUUAUCAGACGCCUAGAAAGCUCACCGGAAAGUAUGCCAGUGAGGGUUAUUUCUUCCAGAAUAUUAGAGAGAGUCAAUUUCGUACUGAAGAUCCAGAUCAAGCUGAUCUCUUUUUCAUUCCCAUCUCCUGUCAUAAAAUGCGGGGAAAGGUAUGAACUUAAUUUGGUUGUGAUUUGUUAAGAGAAUUUGACAAUGUUGUACUUGAUUGCUGAGAAAAUGUUGAGGUAGUACACUUUAGUAGGUUUUGAAAAAUCUAGUAGUUUUCGAAAUUGCAAUGCUCGUC
Messenger RNA from Humulus lupulus (European hop), 841 nucleotides. RefSeq names its product probable glycosyltransferase At5g03795. The transcript is spliced from 2 exons. The record is from RefSeq and is a predicted model, not a curated record. NCBI's taxonomy places the organism in Eukaryota, Viridiplantae, Streptophyta, Magnoliopsida, Rosales, Cannabaceae. The coding region runs from base 243 to 713 and encodes 156 amino acids. Gene Ontology annotation, molecular function: glycosyltransferase activity.